CCGCUGGCAACAAGAAACUCCACAUUACACAGAGACCGAAUGCGUUUAUUCAACAGAAAGCCGACAGAAUCGGCAACAACACCUUCCGCUGCGCCAUCCCCAUCCACCAGCCUACCUUCUCUGCACAAGGAUGAUGGCUCGGAACACCGAAAUCCAGAGCUCGAGAAGACAGAACCCACCGAAACAGUAGCACCAACAGACUCGCGACAGAACUCCACUCCGAACGCAAACGCCGAAACCGCCAUGGAGAAGGGCAUUGAAGGCAGCGAGGCAGACGUCGAUGCCAACGCCCAAGAAGACCAAACAGAAUUCCCUCGUGGCUUGAAACUCGCCGCCAUCACCACCGCCUUAUGUCUCUCCGUCUUCUGCAUGGCCCUAGACAACACCAUCAUCGCAACAGCAAUCCCCAAAAUCACAGAUCAAUUCCAAGCCAUCGGCGACGUCGGCUGGUACGGCUCCAGCUACCUCCUCACCACCUGCGCUUUCCAACUCUUCUUCGGAAAACUUUACACCUUCUUCAGCCUCAAAUGGGUGUACAUGAUCGCGUUGCUGAUCUUCGAAAUCGGAAGCGCUGUCUGCGGCGCCGCGCCGAAUUCCGUGGCUUUGAUUAUCGGCAGAGCGGUCGCGGGUCUUGGGUCGGCGGGAAUUUUCGCCGGAGCGAUUCUUAUAGUUGCGAAUACUGUGCCGCUGAUCAAGAGGCCGAUUUAUAUGGGUCUCAUUGGAGGCAUGUAUGGCAUUUCUAGUGUUGCGGGGCCUUUGAUGGGGGGCGCUUUUACUGAUCAUGUUUCCUGGCGGUGGUGCUUCUACAUCAAUCUGCCCUUUGGAGCUGUAACCCUCCUGUUCAUUGGUCUCUUCUACCAUCCUACAAAGCGAGCCAAGGCUUUGGCUGGUAGCAGCUUCAAAGAGAAGCUCGACCAAUUCGACUUGUACGGAACUAUGGUGUUUCUGCCCAUGAUUGUAUCCCUGCUUCUGGCGCUGCAGUGGGGUGGCAGCAAGUAUCCAUGGAGCAACGGCCGCAUCAUUGGAUUAUUUGUGACAUUCGGUGUUUUGCUCAUCAUCUUCGUUAGCAUCCAGUUCUGGAAGCAGGACAACGGCACUGUUCCACCUCGAGUCAUCAAGUACCGCACAGUCUGGUCGGCGGCUUGGUUCGGUGCGUCUCUCGGAGCCGCGUUCUUCGUUCUCGUCUACUACCUACCCAUUUGGUUCCAGGCCAUCAAGGGCGCCUCUGCCACGAAAUCAGGCAUCAUGAACAUCCCAAUGAUUCUCGGUCUGGUCAUUGUCUCGCUACUGGCCGGAGGCAUCAUCACCGUCGUCGGAUACUACACGCCUUUCGUCAUCGCAUCAAGUAUAAUCAUGUCCAUCGGCGCCGGCCUGCUUUCCACCCUCCAACCAGAUUCCGGCCAUCCAAAAUGGAUCGGCUACCAAGCCAUGUUCGGAAUCGGAGUCGGCCUCGGUAUGCAACAAACCAUGAUAGCGAUCCAAGCCGUCCUACCCUCUCCCGACAUCCCAAUCGGCACCGCCAUCGUCAUGUUCUCCCAAACCCUCGGCGGCGCCCUCUUCAUCUCCGUCGCGCAAAACGUCUUCCAAAACGGCCUCCUCAAACACGUCCGCACCGCCGUCCCCGGCAUCGAUCCCGCCCGCGUCCUCGGCACCGGCGCCACGGAACUCGUCACCGUCUUUCAAGGCGACGAACUCCAAGGCGUGCGUCAGGCUUACAACGAUGCGGUCGUUGAGACGUUUUAUGUUGCGGUCGCUAUGGCGAGCUUGACGAUUUUCGGGUCGGCGUUUUUUCGGUGGACUUCUGUUAAGGGGAGGAAGAUUGAUAUGGCGGCUGCGUAGAGGAGAGGGGGGGGGGGGGGGGGGUAAAGAAGAUGAGAUACCCUUUUUUUUUGCAUUUUGCAUGAGCGAGGCGUUUUUUUUUCGGGUGAGAUGAGGGAAAGAACAUCUUCACUCUACUUACCAGAUGGACAGUGACUUGGAAUUGAUAGAU
Molecule: messenger RNA, 1990 nt
Organism: Pseudocercospora fijiensis CIRAD86
Lineage: Eukaryota; Fungi; Ascomycota; Dothideomycetes; Mycosphaerellales; Mycosphaerellaceae
Exons: 3
Coding region: 40-1839 (599 amino acids)
Biological process (GO): transmembrane transport
Molecular function (GO): transmembrane transporter activity
Source: RefSeq, a predicted model, not a curated record